Messenger RNA from Seminavis robusta, 1573 nucleotides. Lineage: Eukaryota; Bacillariophyta; Bacillariophyceae; Naviculales; Naviculaceae. The record is from the annotation of a GenBank genome assembly.
CGCCCGCUUUGCUUAAGUGCGGAACGUGAUCAAGAAGAGCAGUUUUAACGUUCUAACAGGCCAUCUCUAACCCUAAACGUACAAGUAGGGACUGAAUUGAUAGUGAAUCAAGUCGACCAACUCUCCUCUUACCGCUUUACUUGUUUGCCACCGUCCCGGAUCGAGGCCUCGAUGACAGCCGCAACAACAAGGCGUUCAGCAGUCCAAGAAGAAAGUACUACAAUGGUGCGCUACAGUGUCGAACCCGAUGUUCCCGAGAAGACCUCCAAGGCACGAGGCUCCCACCUCCGUGUGCAUUUCAAGCACUGCCGCAAUAUUGCUCACUUCACCAAGGGCAUGAACGUCAACAAGGCCUUGAAGCACUUGGAUGAUGUCUUGGCCUUCAAAUCCGUCAUUCCCUUUGUGCGAUACACCGGAGGUAUCGGAGGUACCGCCCAGGCUAAGCAGGUCAAGGCUCCCGGUAACAGGGGACGUUGGCCCGUCAAGGCCACGGCUGUUUACCGCGAUCUUUUGAAGAACGCUAUUGCCAACGCCGAAACAAAGGGACUUGAUGCCGCCAACUUGGUCAUUGACCACGCUCAGGUCAACCGUGCUCCUGCAGGAAGGCGAAGGACUUACCGUGCCCAUGGUCGUAUCGGAAAGUACGCUAGCCAACCGGCCCAUAUUGAACUCAUCUUGAAAGAGGCAGAUAGUGGUGUCCAGAAAAUGGAGGACGACACACGCAAGAAGAUUACAAAGAAACAGGCUGCGAAGAAGCGCUUUGUUGCUGUUGGAAGUUCUUAAUCAGUUAUGUUAAAACACGAGACGGUCUCGGCACAUCGUUUUUUGUCUAGUAUUUAGUUGACAAAGCAAGAACAACGGCGUAUACAAUAGAUGGGGGUUGUAGAUUGUAGUUGUCUCUGUAAAACCUAGUUUGCAGCGCCAACAGUGCCCAUUUGUUGAUACCCGAUGCCAACAGUCCGGAUGGAGGGAAGGUCGCUAACGAGAACCCAAGCUAAAUCUUCAUCUGCAUCUGCAUCUGCCAACCAUGUGGCUGUUUUGAGGGCACAUGUCAAGGAAGAAAUACUGCUGGAUCCAGACAAGUCCAUGAGGGAAUUUGAGUUGUUUCCCUUUGGGUAGAAGGCAACCCCAGUCAGAGAAAGGUUUCAGCAGCUGGCCUCUCCAAGUGCAUCUCCAUUGAAAAGAUAAGCAUUCAAAUUUGACAACAACAGUGGCUUCAUCAGGAUUUGCUACACCAGAAAAACUCUAUUAUGAUGCAUACAAAAGCCAGGCUUUUGCACUGCAGAAUCUACUACCACCAGGAAGCCAUGAAGCCAUGCAGCACCAAGAAGGCAACUGAGGGUUUCCCAGAAACCUGACAAAUGUGAAUUGGCUCCAUUGCAAUCGAGAUGCGAGGAGCUGAGGCAGAAGAAGUGAAUGGGGCUUGCACACGAGAUGGAGCAUUCAAUGACAGCCUGAAGUACAUGUACCAGGUACUGUUCCACCAAGGGCAAGCCCGUGAAUUUGCCUUGUGUUUUUGAUCCUACCGACCCGAAGUCUUCUCGCUCGACAUUGACCUUACCAGCCCUGCUGU